AUGUCCUUUUCAACAGCAAUCUGGGACUAUCCCUCUCCCUCCUCGACCACGCCCCCGGUCACCUCAGCAUGUGCCUCCUCCGCCUCGGUGGCAUCGCCCUCAGCUUCCCCGCCAGACACAUCGUUCCAAGUUCAGUCACAGCCCCUAUCGUCGGAAUCAACACCAAUGGUCUCGACUCCACCAGGGACCGUUGACCCGGCAGACAUCACAACAACUCCUGCUCCGACUUCCAAGAAGAAGAAGAAGAAGGCGUUGGUGCCAGUGAACCACGGCCCACUCCGGGAGGAAGACGACUGGACAAAGGUCAAGGACCCCAAGGAGAAGAAGAGGAUACAGAACCGGGUUGCGCAAAGGACAUACCGCCACCGCAUGAAGGCGCGCCUGGGCGAGCUUCAAGCCCGACUAGAUAGCCACGAGCGGAGCCAGACACAGCAGACAACUCCAGACAACAGCGACUCCUCUUCCACCACUGAAAUUGUUCGAGGCUUCACAGCCAUUAAUCAGAUGCCCGGCAUCGAAUCUCCUUCGUCCCCCGCCUCCCAGGACAAGGCUCCCAUGAGCCAGAUGCCCACAAUGCAACAGCCGGUCAUGUUUGAGCAGCCUAGCGAUGCAACCGAGCUCAUGUUCUCGCAGAUGCCUCGUAACUCUCUCGGCAGCCCGCAACAGACACAGCCCUCACCCGACGCCAACGGGCUUCUCUCUCCCCCGGGCCAUCAUCCACUUGGUGACCGGAGCUCCAAGGUUCCCCACGACUUUGUACUCGACUGCUUGCGCUUCCAGACGCACUUAUUGAACCGCCUCAACAGUUUGCAGCAAGAAGCCAGCUUCAACCCUUCCUUCGCACCCAGUAAUGGUGCAGGGCCACAAGGUUUAGACGGCGUGACCCAGGCUGAACAAGUGUCGUGUAUUGACGCCUUCUCUCCCAACCACGCGGAGACCAUGGACUUCUCCUUCGACGCCAACGUGGAUGCGUGGAAGAGCGACAGCAUGUCUAAAUCUCGGUCUACGCAUACGGCUACCAGUUCCAUUUCCUUUCCACCUCUUACCGCUGCUACCACCCCCAGCGCGGUCCUAGGAAGCCCCCUCAUUACGGACGCAAGCCACAGCCUGCAGCCAGCACCUCAACAAAGCACUCAGCAUACCUCCGUAGGCGAGAGCAUCGAAAGCAUCAUGGAAAACGUCCAGGCAGCUGGCUUUGACAGUUUUGAUGCCCUUGUCUCGGCCUACUAUUGCGAUACAUUUGCUGAGUCGUCUCCCCUAGCCAAUGAACAGCGCUUGAGUCGAAACAGGCGACUUCCCAAAGUCAUUGAUGAUGUGUUCCGAGCUACCAAGGGAUGGAGCUCAUGGGAGCGCCGUGGCUUUCAAGAGGAGAUUCUCAAGACCGCCGAAUCCAUGCUCACAUCAGAAGGCGCCGGCGCACGAUCUUCCUUGAUGUCCAAGAUUACUCCACUGCUUGAGUCGCACGAUACAUCCAACCCGGCGGCCACAGCAGAAGCACUGGUCAACCUGAAGCGAUCUAUCCAAGACGAGCUACCAAACUCAUGGGCUCUGACAAUGGCUCUUGCUGCUGACUCUCGAAACUCGUGGCAGAGAGAUCGUUCGAACACAGCACUGGCGACGACUCUCCUCGUCAACUUUUCAGGACGGAUACCCAACGAUCAGCUGCUGCAGAUACUCGGCGCAUGUCUCUAA
Trichoderma reesei QM6a is the source of this 1692-nucleotide messenger RNA. Its product is annotated as basic-Leucine zipper transcription factor. Lineage: Eukaryota; Fungi; Ascomycota; Sordariomycetes; Hypocreales; Hypocreaceae. The record is from RefSeq and is a predicted model, not a curated record. The transcript has 4 exons. Bases 1 to 1692 code for a protein of 563 amino acids. Gene Ontology annotation, molecular function: DNA-binding transcription factor activity. Gene Ontology annotation, biological process: regulation of DNA-templated transcription.